AUGCCGUCAACUAAUACAAGUCUUGACAAGCAAUACAUUGACCCUGAAAAACAAGAACAAUCACCAGAACUCCUUCAUUAUACAGAUCAAUCAUCAGAUUCAGAAUCAAAUCCAGAUGCUUAUUUAUUAAAAGAAAUUGAACAUGAAAAAGAUUCUCAAAUUAAAUAUAGAUCAUGUUCAUGGCAAAAAACUGCUGGGUUAUUAUUCUCUGAAUAUAUUUGUUUAGCCAUUAUGUCAUUCCCAUGGUCAUAUUCUAUAUUGGGACUUGUACCCGGGUUAAUUAUUACAGUUUUCAUUUCUUUAACUGUUGCUUAUACAGGUUGUAUUAUUGGUGAUUAUUGUUCAAGAUAUCCCCAUAUUCAAUCAAUUUGUGAUAUUGGUCAACAUUUAUUUUGGGGUAAAAAAUGGGCAUGGUAUGCAACAGCUGCAUGUUUUAUCUUGAAUAAUACUUUAAUUCAAGCAUUACAUGUUUUGAUUGGUGCAAAAUAUUUAAACACAGUAUCACAUCAUGGUGCUUGUACUGUGGUAUUUGCAGUUGUUUCAGCAAUAAUUUGUUGUAUUUUUUCAUUACCAAGAACUUUUUCUCAUAUGUCAUUUGUUGGUAUAUUUGCAGCUGCUACUAUGUUUGUUGCAGUUAUAUUAUCUAUUGUAUUUGCUGCAAUUCAAGAUCAUCCUGAAGGUUUCGAUGGUACUCCUGUUCAUUGGAAUUUAUGGCCUGAAAAGGGUACAACUUAUGUUAGUGGUAUGUCUGCAAUGUUGAAUAUUGUUUAUACAUUUGUUGGACAAAUUUGUUAUCCUUCAUUUAUUUCAGAAAUGAAGAAUCCAAAAGAUUUCAAAAAGGCAAUUUAUGUUGUUACGAUUUGUGAAGUUUUGGUAUUUGCAUUAGCUGGUUCUAUUGUUUAUGUUUAUGCAGGUAAUCAUUAUAUGGUUGCACCUGCAUUUGGUGUUUUAACUGGGAAAUAUAAAAUUGCAGCAUUUACAUUUGCAAUCCCAACAAUUGUUUUCUUAGGUUCACUUUAUUCAAAUGUUUCAUCUCAAUUUAUCUUUUUAAAAGUUUUCCAAAAUUCAAAACAUAAAUCUCAACAUACAGUUAAAGGAUGGGGAUUUUGGAUUGCAUUAAAUGUUUUCUUUUGGAUUGUGGCAUUCAUUAUUGCAGAAGUUAUUCCAUUUUUUUCAGAUUUAUUAUCAUUAAUGUCUUCACUUUUUGAUUGUUGGUUUGGUUUUGUAUUUUGGGGUGUUGCUUUUAUAAGAUUAAGACAAGAUAAAUAUAAAGGUCAAUUCAGUAAUACAAGAGAAUUUUGGAAUGUUUUGAAAACUGGUGAAAAAAUUGAAUAUAUAAUUUGUAUUAUAUUGAUUUUAAUGGGGAUUUAUAUCUUGGGUCCAGGUACUUAUGCAUCUGUUGAUAGUAUUGUUUUAAGUUAUCAAAGUGGUGCUUAUGGGAGUGUUUUCACUUGUGCAAGUAAUGGAUUGUGA
This is a messenger RNA of Hansenula ciferrii, 1473 nucleotides long. Its product is annotated as Auxin transporter protein 1. The record is from RefSeq and is a predicted model, not a curated record. Gene Ontology annotation, molecular function: amino acid transmembrane transporter activity. Lineage: Eukaryota; Fungi; Ascomycota; Saccharomycetes; Phaffomycetales; Wickerhamomycetaceae. The transcript has a single exon. Gene Ontology annotation, cellular component: vacuolar membrane. Gene Ontology annotation, biological process: amino acid transmembrane transport. Bases 1 to 1473 code for a protein of 490 amino acids.